Molecule: messenger RNA, 1414 nt
Organism: Pelecanus crispus (Dalmatian pelican)
Lineage: Eukaryota; Metazoa; Chordata; Aves; Pelecaniformes; Pelecanidae
Gene: SDC1
Product: syndecan 1
Biological process (GO): cell migration
Cellular component (GO): membrane; cell surface
Source: RefSeq, a predicted model, not a curated record
CAAACUACAAAUCUGAACCUUCCUCCUGAAGAUCUUGAUUCGUCUGGUGAUGAUGACGAUGCGUUCUCAGGUUCAGGUGCAGGUCCCCUGACCGACCAGUCUCACACCUGGAGAAUCCCAGGAGAACCGACUAAUUCCUCAUUACUGGCAACACCAAUGGAUUUCAAGGAACAACCAUUUCCUGGGACUGAGAGCCGAACUGAAAAGGAAGUAAUAUCUCCUUCUGCAACUAGCACUGUAGUGACAGAGGAGCCAGUUGUAGCUGUGAAGGACGAAGUACCCAUCCUGGGCUCACCUGAUGAGAAACCGACAAAUGAUGUGGAUACAACAACAGUGAGAAGCCCCACUACUCACUUUCCUUCAGUGGUUCAUGUAACUCCUUCAGAACCCUCAAGCACGGUCCACGAGCUUGAACCUAAAAUCCCUAGCUCUGAUGUGCCAGACACUAAAGAUGUGCCUGAGCUCCACUCUACCAUCCAUCAUGAGGGAGACGUCACUGCCACCCCCACAACAACAGCUCCGAAAGACGUUGUUCCUACACAUGAGGAGGUUUCUGAAGAUGGCUCUGGAGACCCGGGAGACUUCAUCUUGACUACAGAUGAGGAUUUGGUCCCCACCCAGAACUCAGAAGUACUGGCUGACUCUGGAAGGAAUGCCAAAGCAGCAGGAGCCGCAGGAAUUAUGGACAGAAAAGAAGUUCUUGGAGGUGUUAUUGCUGGAGGACUAGUAGGCUUGGUGUUUGCGGUGUUUCUAGUUGCGUUUAUGCUGUACAGAAUGAAGAAAAAAGACGAAGGCAGCUAUUCACUGGAUGAACCAAAACAGUCUAAUGGAGGAUACCAAAAACCACACAAACAAGAGGAAUUCUAUGCAUAAACACUGAUCUUCAGGACACUUCUUAUUCCAUCUUUCUUGGACUCUUCUCUCCCUGCACGUGGACCUCCUAGUGUGCUUUGCAUUAAACUUAAGCCAUAUGAUCAUUGGGUUAAUUGCCCUUAACACUUUGCCAUUGGAAAUUUUGUAACUACAAAGUAGAUCUGGAUUCACUGAACACUCCCUGCUUUCUUGCACAACUUUUUUUAUUUUAUUUUUUUUAAACAGAAGUGGGACUGCAAGUUCCUAAACUCACUUUGGUUUAUCUAAAGACUGCUGGGGCAGGCGGUGGGGAGAAGAUAAGGGAGCACUGUAUGUAUAAACCUCUGGAUAUUUAGGGGAAGGGCUAGCAAGAAUAAACAAUUAUCAGUGCUCAAAUGCUGUAUAGCAGGGAUUCUUCUUACUUAACUCAUAGAUGUGUUUUAAGUGUAACAAAUGGCUGCGCUGUGCAGACGUUUGGUACACUGCAAUCCUCUAGCUCUUACUAACUGCCAUAUUUGGAGCACUUAAUGCUUACGGAACAUCAAGCUGAGCAUGAUUUCUA